AUAGAAGUGAGUGAAACGAAUACGGUUAAUCAGGAAAAUAAUGUGGUAUUGCAUGGCGAAGUAAAUAUGGCUGAACUUGCAGAUGCCCUGAUCGAAACUCAUAGUAAUUUAGAAACUGAAGUAAUAUUGCAUGGCGAAGUAAAUAUGGCUGAACUUGCAGAUGCCCUGAUACGAAACUCAUAA
This is a messenger RNA of Loa loa (African eye worm), 183 nucleotides long. RefSeq lists its product as hypothetical. The transcript has a single exon. The annotation marks the transcript as partial. NCBI's taxonomy places the organism in Eukaryota, Metazoa, Nematoda, Chromadorea, Rhabditida, Onchocercidae. The record is from RefSeq and is a predicted model, not a curated record.